AUGCACGCCAUCUCCGACACUAUCAAGGAGGACCACCGUGAACUCGAAGCUUGCUACGAAAAGAUUGACGAAAAGGCAAUUUGGCAGAAUCAGUUCGCAUGGGAGCUUGCCCACCACCUAUGCGCGGAGGAGUUAUUUAUUCAUCCUGUCUUUGAAAAAAGGUUGCACAAUGGAAAAGAAAUUGAGCACAAAGAUCGGGGAGAACACCAAACUAAACUGAAGAAAUUUCAAGACACAAGAUCUUCGAACCCCAGCUUCAUCCCGGCAAUCCAUGAUCUGAUGAAGGUCCUGGGACCGCACAUCGAAGAAGAAAACUUUGCUCUGCCCGCGCUCGAACAGAUGCUUUCCCCUCAGGAAAGUGACUCAAUGAGCCACUCAUUCGCCCGGACCAAGAUACUAGUUCCUUCACGUUCACAUCCGUCUGCUCCCAACAAUCUCCCUUUAAUACACCAGCCGCGCUAA
Molecule: messenger RNA, 462 nt
Organism: Talaromyces proteolyticus
Lineage: Eukaryota; Fungi; Ascomycota; Eurotiomycetes; Eurotiales; Trichocomaceae
Exons: 3
Coding region: 1-462 (153 amino acids)
Source: RefSeq, a predicted model, not a curated record